Letharia columbiana is the source of this 345-nucleotide messenger RNA. RefSeq lists its product as uncharacterized. The transcript has a single exon. NCBI's taxonomy places the organism in Eukaryota, Fungi, Ascomycota, Lecanoromycetes, Lecanorales, Parmeliaceae. The record is from RefSeq and is a predicted model, not a curated record. The coding region runs from base 1 to 345 and encodes 114 amino acids.
AUGUUGGAUUAUCACUUCGAUGACCUCAGCAGAGCUUCAAUAGAAGCCCAUCUGUCACUAAAAGACCAUCACCUUGCUCGUCAGGAUGGAGAGCUCUCGAACGCUGAUCUCAUAAGCACGGCUGACACAGAAGAGAUCAACAUAACCACCGGAUGCAGCCACGCCAGCAAAGUCAAAGGACUUCAGUUCCCGCACCAUGUCCCAAGCCUUCCUCGUCGCCUGCGGGAGUCUAGCAGUAGACUCGUCAUCUUAGUGGGACAAACCACGCAUGACAUCCUCCUGAGAAGGCAUCUUCCAAAAGGCGAAAAUCGGCCGUCUCCCGAAAUUAUCCAAACACGAUCUUAG